CACUUGGCCGGCCAUCCUUCUUCUUAUUUUCUUUUCUUUCUUUUCUUUUCUCUCAUACACUCCUCUUUGCUCUUAUAUCCUCUCACCGGUACUUCCACACCACCACCACCACCAUUUCCACCAUCAUUUUCCGGCAAGAUCACCGGAAAAUUUUUGGAACCUAUAAACACCUUCACACCCUUUUUAAGGUUCUAGCUAAUCUCCUUGGAGCUUGGAGAAUUAGGCUUUGUGGUUGCGAGUGAUCACCCGAUUUGGUUUCCGAAAUCUUUGUGACAAUGGAAUCAAAUCUAGGAAAGAUGUUUGAGGGGAAGGUGUUGGGAAAUGAUCUCGUUGAAGAAGAGAGGGAACUUUCUAAGUCUUCAACUAAUAAGGUUGACCCUGGUAAACCUGCAUUACUGACCUGGCAGCGAAAGUUAAACAGUGAGGGAAGUGCCCUUUCUGAGUUCACUCUAAGUUUGAAAGAGAGAGUUCAGAUGGCUCCAAUAUUAUUUCGGCUGUGGCGCCAUGUCCGAGAAGAGGCUGCUAAAGGAAAUGGGGUUGCAAUCAAUCUAUUUGCUAAACGCCUUGUAACUUCUUGUCAUGGUAUUCCCUUAGGUGGUAUAGGCUCAGGAAGCAUAGGAAGGAGUUACAGAGGUGAGUUUCAGCGAUGGCAACUAUUCCCUAAAAUAUGUGAAGAGAAACCAGUUUUAGCAAAUCAAUUUUCGGUUUUUGUUAAGCGCUCAAGUGGUGAAAAAUAUUCAACAGUGUUGUGCCCAGGGAGCCCAGAGGUGCUUAAAGAAACUGAUGUUUCAGGGAUUGGAUCUUGGGACUGGAAUCUGAAUGGAGGCAACUCUACGUAUCAUGCUUUAUUCCCAAGGUCAUGGACUGUAUAUGAGGGAGAACCUGAUCCGGAACUUAAAAUGGUUUGUCGUCAAAUUUCACCUGUUAUCCCCCAUAAUUACAAGGAGAGCAGCUUCCCUGUAUCAGUUUUUACUUUCACGCUAUACAAUUCUGGAAAGACUGCUGCAGAUGUUACCUUGCUUUUCACAUGGGCAAAUUCUGUUGGGGGGCUUUCUGAAUUUUCUGGUCAGCACUUCAAUUCAAAAAUAAUGAUGAAGGAUGGUGUGCAUGGUGUACUUCUACAUCACAAGACUGCAAAUGAACGGCCACCUGUGACUUUUGCAAUUGCAGCAGAGGAGACUGAUGGUGUUCAUGUCUCUGAGUGCCCUUACUUUGUGAUAUCUGGUAACUCUCAGGGUAUCACUGCAAAAGACAUGUGGCAGGAAAUCAAGGAGUAUGGAUCCUUUGACCGCCUUAGUUCCAUGGAAACGUCAGUGCCUUCAGAACCAGGAUCAUCUAUUGGGGCAGCCAUUGCUGCUUCUCUUACAAUGCCUUCGAAUGCAGUACGUUCUGUAACAUUUUCAUUGGCAUGGGACUGCCCUGAAGUAAAAUUUUCGAGUGGAAAAACUUAUUACAGGCGUUACACUAAAUUCUAUGGUACCCGUGGGGAUGCUGCUGCAAAGAUUGCACAUUAUGCUAUUCUUGAGAAUGGCCAUUGGGAGUCCCAGAUAGAUGCAUGGCAAAGACCUGUUCUUGAAGACGAGAGGUUUCCUGAAUGGUACCCUAUAACUCUCUUCAAUGAGCUCUAUUAUCUUAAUUCAGGGGGGACAAUUUGGACAGAUGGAUCACCGCCGGUUCAUAAUUUAGCAAGCAUUGUACAAAGGAAGUUUUCCCUUGAUAGUUCCAGGCCAGGUUUGAAAGACAUAAUCGAUGUACCCCAUCUAAAUGAUACCGCUGGUGAUAUUCUUGAAAGGAUGACUUCAGUACUUGAUCAAAUCCACACCACAACUUCAUCAAACUCUGCAUUUGGGCCAAAUCUUCUUCAGAAAGGAGAAGAAAACAUUGGGCAAUUCCUUUAUCUUGAAGGGAUUGAAUAUCACAUGUGGAACACUUACGAUGUCCAUUUCUACUCAUCUUUUGCAUUAGUCAUGCUUUUUCCAAAACUUGAACUUAGCAUCCAAAGAGACUUUGCAGCGGCAGUAAUGAUGCAUGAUCCCAGUAAAAUGAAAAUUUUAUAUGAUGGAGAGUGGGUUGGUAGAAAGGUGCUUGGAGCUGUUCCCCAUGAUAUUGGAAUGAAUGACCCAUGGUUUGAAGUAAAUGCUUAUAGCCUUCAUAACACUGACAGGUGGAAAGACUUGAAUCCAAAAUUUGUCCUCCAAGUUUAUAGGGAUGUGGUUGCCACAGGCGAUAAGAAUUUUGCACAAGCUGUUUGGCCCUCUGUUUAUGUUGCAAUGGCUUAUAUGGAAAGAUUUGACAAGGAUGGAGAUGGGAUGAUUGAGAACGAAGGCUUCCCUGAUCAAACUUAUGAUACAUGGUCUGUCUCUGGUGUGAGUGCAUACAGUGGAGGGUUGUGGGUGGCAGCCUUGCAGGCUGCAUCUGCCAUGGCACGUGAAGUAGGUGAUAAGGCAUCUGAGGAUUACUUUUGGUUUAAGUUUCAGAAGGCAAAAGCUGUGUAUGAUAAAUUAUGGAAUGGUUCUUACUUCAAUUAUGACAGCAGAGGCAGAAGUUCAAGUUCAUCCAUUCAAGCUGACCAAUUAGCUGGACAAUGGUAUGCUAAAGCAUGCGGUCUUUUACCAAUUGUUGAUGAAGACAAGGCCAAAAGGGCACUAGAAAAGGUCUUUAAUUACAAUGUCUCAAAGUUGAAGAAUGGAAGGUGGGGAGCUGUCAAUGGGAUGUUACCUGAUGGAAAUGUUGACAUGUCAUCCAUGCAGUCAAGAGAAAUAUGGCCUGGAGUCACAUAUGCUGUUGCUGCAACAAUGAUCCAUGAAGAUAUGAUUGAUAUGGCAUUUCAGACUGCAGUUGGAGUCUACGAAGCUGCAUGGUCUAAAGAAGGACUUGGUUAUUCUUUUCAAACUCCGGAAGCUUGGAACAACAAGGACCAAUACAGAUCUAUAUGUUACAUGCGCCCUUUGGCCAUAUGGGCCAUGCAGUGGGCACUAACGAGACCAAACCUUCUUGACGCAAAGGUGAGACAAGAAGUGAAGGAAGAUUCUAUGUUUGUGCAGCAUUAUGGGUUCUCAAAAGUUGCUUGCCUUUUAAAGUUGCCUGAAGAGGGAAAGUCUAGAAGUCUUUUACAGGCUUUAUAUGAGUUCGCCUUGACUAGGGUUGGGAUUUAAGUCAGGUUUCCACAACUAUCCAGAGGCCUAUAAAUCAUUCUAUUUGAUUGUUGUAUAUACUAUAUAGCACCUUGAAUCUUAGUUGAGAUAGCUAUUUGAUUUACUAGCAAUGGGCCUGCGCAAUGUGUAGAUAAUUCUGUAAGCUGCUAUGUAAGAAGAUUCUAUAAAAUAUUCAAAAUAUUUUAAAGUAAUAACAUAAAGUAGUGUUGUGAUAA
Messenger RNA from Quercus lobata, 3370 nucleotides. Its product is annotated as non-lysosomal glucosylceramidase-like. The record is from RefSeq and is a predicted model, not a curated record. Bases 276 to 3155 code for a protein of 959 amino acids. The transcript is spliced from 22 exons. Lineage: Eukaryota; Viridiplantae; Streptophyta; Magnoliopsida; Fagales; Fagaceae. Gene Ontology annotation, cellular component: membrane. Gene Ontology annotation, biological process: carbohydrate metabolic process; glucosylceramide catabolic process. Gene Ontology annotation, molecular function: glucosylceramidase activity; beta-glucosidase activity.